CACUCGCCGCGCCCAUUCUUGUUCCUUGAUUUCCUGCCUCGUGUCCCGUUGAUAAGUCUCGCCUUUAACCCUGUCCCUCCCUUCUUACUCCACUUUUGACCUUCUCUCAAUCCAACCCCACCCUCAGCCACCAUGAAUGACCCCGGACUCGACGGGCCGGCGCAGGAGGCUGCCCAAGAUGUCGAGCAUAAUAUCUACGAGGAAGAUCGCGAAAAGGCAAGGAAAGAGGAACAGGACUUCCUGGAUCCAAGUCGCUGGUGGUUUGCCUCUACCGCAUGUCCGCUUAUCGCAGGCACGUUCGGUCCAAUGGCGAAUGCAUUCUCUAUUUGUGCACUGGUAGAGAAUUGGAGGGUGUACAUACCUCCGGGGCUGGACGAAGGGCAUGGCAACGCCAUUGAAGACCCGAAAUGGCUGAUCGCUAUUAAUUCCAUAUCCCUCGCGUUCGCCAUAAUUGCCAACAUUGCUCUUCUCCUGAAUAUGGCCCAGCGGCUGUCAUUCGCGAUCGCACAGCCCAUCACCAUUGUUGGCUGGUUCAUAUCCUCGGCCCUCCUUAUCGUCCUCGUGGCCCUAGCUUCAUCAUCCAUCUUCCGCAUACCGCCCAUGCAAGAACAUGCCUUGACCCAAGCCUUUUAUUAUGGGAUUAUUGCGGCUGGCCUAUAUUGCAUCAUUGCCUCGUUGAUGGUUGUAACCGUGGUUGGUGCAUACAGGGGUCAUUACCCCAAGGAAUUCCGGCUUACUCCAAGCCAAAGAACCUUGAUGUUGCAGACGAUUAGCUUCAUGGUCUAUCUCCUUUUAGGGGCUUUAGUCUACUCAGCCAUCGAGGGCUGGGAGUUCCUCGAUGCCGUGUUUUGGGCGAACUUUACUUUGCUGACAAUUGGCAUUGGAGGUGAAUUCGUCCCCAAGACUCAUACCGGCCGUUCUUUACUAUUUCCUUACGCAAUCGGCGGGAUAGUGAUGAUCGGUUUAGUCAUCGGCUCUAUUCGAUCGCUGGUCCUCGAAAGAGGGAAAGCAAAAAUGUCUGCCAGAUUCAUGGAGACCAAGAGACAAAAGGUUCUCUCAUCCCUGGAUUCAGAGGAACGCACAAUUCGCUUAGGGUGGUUUGAGAAGAUCAAUUUUUCUGAGAAGGGACUCUCUGAAUCCCAAAGGAGAGAGCAAGAAUUCAGGGUCAUGAGACGGGUUCAAGAGAAAGCGGAAAGGAAUAGGAGAUACUAUGCUCUGGCCAUUUCUUCCACGGCAGCCCUUCUACUGUGGUUCAUUGGAGCCCUUGUAUUCAUGCAUUCCGAGAAACCACAGGGCUGGAGUUAUUUCGUAUCUCUAUAUUUUGCGUACACGUCUCUCAUAACCAUCGGCUACGGCGACUACACCCCCGCAAGUAAUUCUGGAAAAGUAUUCUUUGUAUUCUGGUCUCUACUCGCUGUCCCGACCCUGACAAUCCUCAUCAGCAACAUGGGCGAUACGGUCAUCAAAGCCUUCAGAGAUCUGACUAUCUGGGUUGGGUCUUUGACUGUACUUCCUGACGAAAAUGAUCUCUAUACUACGAUUAAAAUUGGGAUUCAGAGAGUGCGGGUUGGGAAGUUGUACAAGGGCAAAGACAAGUCGGAGUCCACCCCUGACGCCGUUAGCCAAAGUAUUCUUGAUCGAUUGGCUGAACAUAUCGAAGGGCAAGAGCUUGGAGAAGCAGUAGAAGCUGGUGAGCACGGUGAUGCACUGGAGCGAGAUAUUCAUUUCUACCAUUUUGUUUUGGCUACGGAGAUCCGCCAGCUCAUGAAGGAUGUUGAUGCUUCACCGCCCAAACAGUAUACGUAUCAGGAAUGGUCAUACUAUCUCCGACUGAUCGGCCAAGAUGAAGGCGACGCUUCUCGUCAUAGAAAACCUAGGAUUCAGCAUGACAGCAACAAACACCAAUCCCCAGAUCUUGGGGUCGCAGGCAGCGAAGACGAGAAUGGAGAUGCGUAUACCUGGAGCUGGCUUGGCAUUCGGAGUCCCUUGAUGGGCAAUAAAAAUGAGGCACAGUGGCUGCUGCAAAGAUUAACUGUCGUGCUUGAACGCGAGAUGCGGGAAAUGAGGUCGUCUGACAUGAGGCUAAGAAAAGAGCCUCCGCCUAUUUCAAUGGAAGAGCUGAGGAAGAACCCUUCGAAUUCUGGGUCUGGGUCAGAUCUAGGGCAGCUGUUGGAGAAGGGGCUUGGUCCGGCAGAGGUCCGGAGAAGACAACAAAACGACCGCUUAAGCUAG
Messenger RNA from Lindgomyces ingoldianus, 2232 nucleotides. RefSeq names its product voltage-gated potassium channel. Gene Ontology annotation, biological process: potassium ion transmembrane transport; stabilization of membrane potential. The transcript is spliced from 3 exons. NCBI's taxonomy places the organism in Eukaryota, Fungi, Ascomycota, Dothideomycetes, Pleosporales, Lindgomycetaceae. Gene Ontology annotation, molecular function: potassium ion leak channel activity. The record is from RefSeq and is a predicted model, not a curated record. Gene Ontology annotation, cellular component: membrane. The coding region runs from base 133 to 2232 and encodes 699 amino acids.